Molecule: messenger RNA, 456 nt
Organism: Meloidogyne enterolobii
Lineage: Eukaryota; Metazoa; Nematoda; Chromadorea; Rhabditida; Meloidogynidae
Source: the annotation of a GenBank genome assembly
AUGGGGCAGACAGUUUCUCAUCAAUACGGAGGUAUUUAUGGACCCGAUCCGCAAAUGACUUAUUGUCCAAAAUGCGGCGAAUAUACCCUCACUAGAGUUACCUAUGUUAUGGGUCCUUUGGCAUGGUGUAUGGUCUUCAUGUUCGCUCUUGUUAGUCUGUUUAUCUUCUGCUUUUUGUUUCCACUCAUUUUUUUGCCGUUCUGUUUUAAUUUUUGGAAGGAUGCUGAACAUCGUUGUGGUGUAUGCAAUACCUAUAUUGGCAAGUUUAUACGUGAAUACGAGGACCACAGAUAUGGAAGGCGAAGAACUGUUGUGGUUAUUCAACCUCCUCCUCCUCAGCCUCAAGUUCAACCUGUUAUAAUGGCUCAUGCUCCUCCAGGUCAAGCUUAUACUCCGCCAACUAGUCCACCGCCGUAUCCACCAGCUAGUCCGCCGCCGUAUGCACGAAAACAAUGA